This is a messenger RNA of Quercus robur (English oak), 1418 nucleotides long. Its product is annotated as probable magnesium transporter NIPA2. The record is from RefSeq and is a predicted model, not a curated record. Gene Ontology annotation, molecular function: magnesium ion transmembrane transporter activity. Gene Ontology annotation, cellular component: membrane. Gene Ontology annotation, biological process: magnesium ion transport. Lineage: Eukaryota; Viridiplantae; Streptophyta; Magnoliopsida; Fagales; Fagaceae. Bases 437 to 1408 code for a protein of 323 amino acids. The transcript is spliced from 9 exons.
UUAUUUUGAGGGUGGAAGAAUGAAGAGGGAACGCGGGAUGCGGAGGCCAUCUUAAAUUGUGGGUGCUGUUUUCCAUUCGUUUCUGAGACGUAAAUGUAACGGACUUACCGUUGCAUCUCCGCGCCUCCAAUACCCAAACAGUGAACACACACACACACACCUCUUUCUCUCUGUACAUCAACGCAUCCUAAAACCAUACAUUAUAUUACCUAACAUCAUCAUCAUCAUCAUCAUCUGCACCUUGUCCCAGAAAUCAAACAAACAAUUCUCUCUCUUGAAUCAAAGCAACUAAAUUAACAUUUUCUUAAAAUGAUGGUCUCGUGAGAUUUUAGCCCCAUCUCCAUUUAGCAGUGGGCCAAGAAGGAACUUGGAUUUGAUUUCUUGGCCCUCCAAAGUUUAAAUACAUAUAUAUAAUUUAGCUGCUCUUUUCUGAUCAAUGGGGAUAUCAUCUGACAAUGUUCACGGACUUGUUUUGGCCGUUUCAUCAAGCGUUUUCAUUGGGACUAGUUUUAUAAUCAAGAAGAAAGGUCUUAAAAAGGCAGGAACUACAGGAACCAGAGCAGGAUCGGGAGGGUAUUCGUACUUGUCUGAACCUUGGUGGUGGGCUGGAAUGUUAACUAUGAUUGUUGGGGAGAUAGCAAAUUUCGCUGCUUAUGCAUAUGCUCCUGCAAUUCUUGUAACUCCCUUGGGAGCUUUAAGUAUUAUCUUCAGUGCAGUGCUAGCUCAUUUUAUUUUGGAGGAGAAAUUGCAUAUCUUUGGUGUGCUUGGAUGUGUUCUCUGUGUGGUUGGCUCGACAACUAUUGUUUUGCAUGCUCCUCAAGAGAGAAAUAUACAUUCUGUUAAGGAAGUGUGGCAACUAGCUACAGAGCCAGGAUUCAUUGUCUAUGCUUGCAUAGUUGUGAUUCUGGCUGCUGUCCUCAUGUUUCGGUAUGUGCCGCGCUAUGGGCAAACCCAUAUGGUCGUCUACAUUGGAAUUUGUUCUCUCAUGGGCUCUCUUACGGUUAUGAGUGUGAAAGCACUAGGGAUUGGUUUGAAGCUUACAUUUUCUGGAAUGAAUCAAUUUAUUUACUUCCAGACAUGGUUUUUCACGGUGGUUGUAGCAGUGUGUUGUCUUCUGCAGAUCAACUACUUAAACAAGAUGCCAUCUUUGCAGGCCUUGGAUACCUUCAACACUGCUGUCGUAUCUCCAGUUUACUAUGUCAUGUUUACAUCUCUCACCAUUCUUGCCAGCAUGAUUAUGUUUAAGGAUUGGGACUCACAAAAUGCAUCACAAAUUGCAACUGAGUUGUGCGGCUUUGUCACAAUAUUAUCAGGGACAUUUCUCCUUCAUAAAACCAAGGAUAUGGGUAAUAUUACACCACCCCCUGUUUUUUCAAGCCCAAGCCACCGCAGUUCAAAUUCUGGAUAAAAACAUUUUU